GUUAAUUAAUAAUUAGUCGAAUUAAAUUUUCCUAAUUAAAUUUUCAUCGCUAUAAGAUAGCAAAUCCGAUCACAAUUCAGGGUUUCCAAUGCCCUUCGAAUUUAUCUUCUACCUGCGUAUUCUUCUAGGCUUCAGGCAGUUAAUUCCAACGGAUUUAAUUGCUCUGCCGGUUCGUGAUCGAAAUUUAAUUUCAGUUUUUUGUAAUGCUAGAUUUUGGGUCUGGGUUGGAAUGAUAGUUGUUCUUGAUCUGAUUGAAUUGGGGGUGAGGGAAAAGCCCUAAAUUGUUCUAUGUUAUGGAUUUGGAAAAUGAAUCUGUGGAAGAUGAUGUAGUAAACCCACAAGCAGUUUCCGAUUUUGCUGCUGCUGAUGGCGAUGACGGUAGUAGUAAUUCGAUUAGGAACAACGGGUCAUGUGGUAAUGAGAUUGGCAAUGUAGCAGAUAGUAGAGAUAAUGAUGGUGGCACUGAACAGGCAGUGAAUUCGAGUCCUCCGGCAGCCAAAUCUCCCGUUGGGGGGUCACCUCCAACCGUCAAAGGGCGCGGCUUAAGAAAGUGGAAAAGAAUUAAGAGAAAUUUUGCCAAGGACGAUAAUGACAAUGCAGUUGAUGAUUCUAGUAAAGUUUUGAAGCGGGGUUUGUCCGGUAAUGGAAACCCAGUUAAGCCAAAGAAUUCGCCCAUUGAGAUCAGGCAUAAUAAUAGUGAUGUUUCUGUUGGAUCCGUGAAUAGGUUGAGAAAUGUGGGAGUUGCUGAUAGCUUUGCCAUUCCUGGUUCAAGUUCGGAUUCUAGGUUUGCUGUGGGUUCUGCAUUUGCUGCUGCCGCAGAUUCUGACAACAGUGAGGAUCGGAGUAGCAAGUCUUCAACAGCUGCCAGUGUUCCAAAGGCCAAGUUUGAGCUCCCUGCAGCAUUUGGGCAUGCGUGGGAUAAGAACAAGAUGAAGAGUACUAGCAGGAGGAGUGUGAGCAAUUCAGCUCAAAAAGCUCAACAGGGAAAGACACGAGCUGAAAGUAGUAAGAAGCAUAGAGGAGACAGGGGCACAGUUGAGAAGGAAAACUCUUAUUCCAGCAUGGAAUCUGACUCAAGAAGCUCCAACUUUUUCUUUAUGCAGAGUCCAAUUUUGACUAGUAACAGGAAGCAAAGUGGAAGAUCAAUGAGUCAUGAUGGAGAAGACAGUGAUGAAGUUCAUGCAAGUGAACCACAAUACAGUGAAGAAGCUCAAACUGGUUAUAGCAAAGAGAAUUUGGGAGAUGUUGAAGAUUUUUCUCAGGGUGACUUUCCGACGGACUUGCCGUGGAUGGCUAAGGGAGGAAAGAAUAAGGAUCAUAGGUCCUUGACAGAUCAAGAUCCACUGGUUGAGGCUAUCCGUAAUCUCCAGUCUGUACAAGAAGCACUGGCUAAAGAGGUUCAGAAAUUUGGGGAGAUUGGGAAGGAAACUUUGUCAGCGGAUUCUAUUGGUGGUAGUAUACCUGCCAAUAUCUAUUCAAGUGAUCCGGGAAUCAAUGAAUCUAACUUAUCUGACCAUUUGGGUUCUGAUAAGAUUGGACAAAGUUCUUCAAAGUCCUUGGAAUCUCAGGUCUUGAGUUUGAAACAAAAUGUGAAGCUUUUGGAAAGCAAGCUGGACGAGACGAGAGCUAUACUGGAGGUGAAAGAAUCCAGGGUUGCUGAACUUGAAGAUAUGAUUAACGUUAGCAAGUCUGCAAAAGAAGAUUCAGGUAGUACCGUAGGUUUAGAGGAAGAAAAAAGUCGAGAGCUAGAGACUGAACUUGAUGGCGUGUUUAGGCAAGUGAUUGAAGCUCAGGUUGAGUUCAUUGCUAUUAAAAGUUCCACACAGAGGUUGAAGUUUGCUGCAGGUGGCCAAAUCGCACUGCUUGAUGAGCAAGAAGCAGUAGCCGGAGAACAAGCACAGAUGCUGAACAAGCUUGGAGAAGUAGAAAUUAGGGCCGCAAAGCUAAAGGAACGAACAAUGGAGUUGGGAAAAUUAUCCGGAGAUAUUUUAGAGACCGAAGAGGUUUUCACCAUCCAGAAGAGGUUUUGUAAGAUUACUUCUUGUCUUUUUAUUCAGUUAAUAUUGCUGGGCUUGGCGAUCUUGUUUUUCACUCGCAGUCAUCCCAUCAAGGGGUGGCUGUACCCACCUGAGCACGAGAGUAGCAACGCCAUGUUGUUUUUGUGUAUUCUCAACCUCCUUAGGCAAAUACUGGAAGGUUAAAUUUGAUCUUUUAUCGUGUAGAACCCUUUUCUUCCUCAUUUGUUUUUCUGUUUCCGUUUUUAUGCAACAGUGUUGUAAUUUUUGCUUUCAUAGGAACAAAAGCAUCUCAAAACGAUUGCUUAUAUAUAAGUGCUUAUAGCGUAUUGUACAUUCCGUAACUGUAAUUUUCGCGUUGUCAAUUUUGUUUGGUGGAU
This is a messenger RNA of Malus domestica (apple), 2395 nucleotides long. Its product is annotated as WPP domain-interacting protein 2-like. Lineage: Eukaryota; Viridiplantae; Streptophyta; Magnoliopsida; Rosales; Rosaceae. The record is from RefSeq and is a predicted model, not a curated record.